Molecule: messenger RNA, 964 nt
Organism: Zea mays
Lineage: Eukaryota; Viridiplantae; Streptophyta; Magnoliopsida; Poales; Poaceae
Cellular component (GO): membrane
Molecular function (GO): FMN binding; NAD(P)H dehydrogenase (quinone) activity
Source: RefSeq, marked validated
ACCACCACCACCAAGCCAGCAGGUGCUGCGAUACAUUGCACACAACAACAACCCCAGCUCUGCCCCAGCCCGCCCACAGGAGUUCCCGCAUCUCCCUCUGGUCUGGUCACAGGAGUUCCGAGACCUCUCCAAUGGCGGUUAAGAUCUACGUUGUGUACUAUUCCAUGUAUGGGCAUGUUGGCAAACUAGCUGAAGAGAUCAAGAAAGGUGCCUUAUCUGUUGAAGGUGUUGAGGCUAAAAUAUGGCAGGUCCCUGAAAUUCUCUCUGAAGAAGUGCUUGGAAAGAUGGGCGCGCCCCCUAAGCCCGACGUGCCAGUCAUCACACCGCAGGAACUUGCAGAGGCUGACGGUAUCCUCUUUGGGUUCCCGACAAGGUUCGGAAUGAUGGCAGCUCAGAUGAAGGCGUUCUUCGAUGCCACCGGUGGGCUCUGGAGGGAGCAGAGCCUCGCUGGCAAGCCUGCCGGCAUGUUCUUCAGCACUGGAACCCAGGGUGGUGGCCAAGAGACUACACCGCUGACGGCGAUUACCCAGUUGACGCACCACGGCAUGGUGUUUGUGCCCGUGGGCUACACCUUCGGCGCCAAGCUGUUCGGCAUGGACCAGGUCCAGGGUGGCAGCCCCUACGGCGCCGGCACGUUCGCCGCCGACGGCUCGAGGUGGCCGAGCGAGGUGGAGCUGGAGCACGCCUUCCACCAGGGGAAAUACUUCGCGGGCAUCGCCAAGAAGCUCAAGGGCUCUGCUUGAUCUGCACAUACCCCUCUGUCAGAUAUCAUAAAACAUUUACAGAUUCGUCAUACCCGUCACCGUCAAUAGAUUGGUCUGUGUUCUCUCGUGGUGCCUCGAUGCUAUGUAGUUCAUUGGUACUGCUGCCGUAUGAAUUUCGAUGAUUGCUCUGGUGACUUGGUUUGUAAUUUGGAGUUGGACUAUCGUUGUUUCUGCCGCAUAAAUUUCGAUGAUUUGGUCAA